GGGGGGACGCGCGCAUGUGACAGGCUUUGGACGUUUCCAUUUAUACCAGUAAGGCAGGGGAUUGAAUCUCUCCAUCGGGAGCUGCGUUAUUAAAAAUCACCGGCGGCUGGCGUUUCCAAACAUUGCUCUCCUCAGCUCGUCCGUCGCCUGCGGAUCGUCACAGCACCAUGCGAGCAGGAGAGACGCGCCCUGUGCCAUGCUGAACGACUCUCCGACUCUCCUGCUGGCUCUGACAGCUGUGGCCGGACUGCUCCAGCGAUGCCAGGGCUGGAGCGACGAAGACCUCCUCCUGCCGCCCAUCAACUCCUCCAACAGGUUCCUGGCCAACCUGGAGGUGGACGUGCGCUUCUCCAAGAGGUCCGUGGAGGAGAGCGACGCCUCGCCCGACGCCUCCUCCCUGCAGACUCUGUCCCAGUGCAACGUGAGCGUGCAGAGACUCCUGCCCACCUCGCUGGUGGCUCGCUGGGACAGCAGCUUCGGCUUCCAGUGUGAUGUGCUCAUCUACACCACCAACAACCACGGAAGGGCUUUUUUCUCCGCGGCGUUCAACAGGGCGAUCUCGCCUGUCGUCAUCGAGCACCUCGGGGUCACCGGGGGUCAGCAGGAGCUGCGGCUGUGCGUGGGCUGCGGGAUGUCCCGGUACCGGAGGUUUGGUCAGGGCAGAUCGAGGGGCCAGCAGACCGGGGAUCAGGUCACUUUCUGCUGCGUGGAUUUCAGCCUCGACGAGCUGAAGGGGGACAAAAGUUGGAGGCUGAACAGAAAACCAAUCGAGUCGACACUUGUGGCUUGUUUCAUGACUUUGGUCAUCAUUGUGUGGAGUGUUGCUGCUCUCAUAUGGCCAGUCCCGAUCAUUGCAGGAUUUCUGCCCAAUGGGAUGGAGCAAAGGAGACCCAGAUAAUUGAAAUAAUCUUUAUUAUAAUUAGCCUGUGCUGCCUAUACUAUAACUGUAGCCAUUCAACUGCUCACCUGAAUGAAUGAAUGAAUGAUUGAGGAGCUUUGGAGAACUUUUUGAUCAAAUGCUUUAGUUUUGGGUGUUCUUGUUAGAGCUCCUCCUCAUUAGGACAAACAAGGUAAAGUAUGAUGGAAUUAUACUAGCCAAUAGUAAUCUAUACUGGGACCAAUGUGUUUUGUAUACCCUUGUAGGCCUUCCUAUAGAUUAUGUCAACGUAAACUGUGCAAACUUUUCUCUUUAAACAGUGUUUGUAUAGUUUUUAAUCUUUCUAGAAAGUUUUUUGCCUUAUCCCUCCCAUGUGUAGGACUUUUGCACUGACAACUGAACUUUAAAGUGUACCUGCCGUAUAUAACCAGUUAAUAGUCAUGUUCAAAGUAAAUGUAAUAGUUUUUUUUCCAAUACGUUCUGAAAAAUAGAUGUUGUUUAUGAUUGACCUGGAGAGGGUUUCAAUAAUUAUUAUAUUGUUAGAUUUAUAAUGUCAAGUUCAAUAUACGUGCUUAUUUGUAUUCAUGUUCCGAAGGUUUCAAUGAAAAUAAAAUUGAUUAUAGGCUAUAUCUCAGAUUCUGUCUGACCUGUUCUCUGUAGCCUAAAUCAAUUUACUUG
Centropristis striata (black sea bass) is the source of this 1555-nucleotide messenger RNA. Its product is annotated as transmembrane protein 158. The record is from RefSeq and is a predicted model, not a curated record. The transcript has a single exon. Lineage: Eukaryota; Metazoa; Chordata; Actinopteri; Perciformes; Serranidae. The coding region runs from base 197 to 898 and encodes 233 amino acids.